AUGGCUCAGAACUACCACUUAUCUUCUUUUUUACUACUUACAUUUCACAAUUUAUUUUAUAUUGAUGGCAACAUAACUGGAGCAACUGCACAACACCUUCUAGAGACGCCCCUCCCUGAGAUACCUAAACCAGAACUCCCCAAAGUGCCAGCGUUACCAAAGACUGAAAUCCCAACUGUGCCGAAACCUAAGUUUCCAACCAUACCAAAGCCUAAGAUCCCUGCUGUUCCAAAGCCUGAGAUACCAACUUUCCCGAAGCCCCAAUUACCAACUUUGCCAAAUCCUAAGAUGCCUGAGAUUCCCGCAAUGCCAAAACUAGAGUUUCCUCCCUUGAAAAAGUCAGAAAUCCCAGCAGUGCCAAAGUCUGAGGUUCCUCCGGCUAUGAAAAAGCCUGAAGUUCCAACUUUACCAAAGCCCGAGCUACCGAGUGUGCCAAAGCCAGAAAUUUCAGAACUAUCAAUAUCACGCCCCGAGCCUACACCCUAG
This is a messenger RNA of Solanum stenotomum, 486 nucleotides long. Its product is annotated as protein PELPK1-like. NCBI's taxonomy places the organism in Eukaryota, Viridiplantae, Streptophyta, Magnoliopsida, Solanales, Solanaceae. The transcript has a single exon. Bases 1 to 486 code for a protein of 161 amino acids. The record is from RefSeq and is a predicted model, not a curated record.